AUGGACCAGAUCCGCGCCCUGCUCGCCCUCUUCCACCAAAGCCCCUCUUCCGCUUCUUUGUCGACGCCGCCACGACCGACCCCGCUACGACCGACCCCGCUGUUGCUGACUCAGGAGGCUUCGGCGGGCGAGACCGGCGAGACCCUGGUCGACGCGCUGCCGUUCCUGGCCGAGUACGACUGCAGCGCCCUGAUCGUGUCCAACCUGAGGCAGCCGUUCAUUGUGCUGCGAACGAGCCUGGGACUGACGCAUUUGGGAGUGACACACCCGCGCAUCGCCUAUGUCUCCCCGUCUGCCGCCGCAUAUCUCGGGUUCAGUCCGGCGGAACUCGUGGGGCAGAUGGUGAGCAAGCUGGGCGGAAUCGGCGCGGAAGGCAAGCUCGAGCUGGUGCAGCUGAUGUUCGAGAAGCCGCCAUCCAACGUGUCCACGCCCAUCACCAUCACCAGCACCUACUUCAUCCGCAAGAAUGGCGCCCCGGUGCGCCUGGAGACCCAGCACCAGAACCUCUGGGCCGACUCAAUCUCCAAGUGGCACAUCGUUCGUUUGAGGCGCGUGUUGGAGGAGAAUGUGCCGUCGCCGCUGCCGGUGCGGGACCUGGAGGACCUGCUCGCCGACCCGCUCACGCUGAGCGUCAUCGACGCGCGGCUCACCCUCGUCUCCCGGACCCGCGCGCUUGAUGACAUCCACCUCUACUGGCGGUCCCGGGCCACCUACCUGGCCUCCAUCGCCGCCAUCAGCCCCACCGUCAGCUCCAUCGUUGGACCCUCCUCCCUCGCGGGUUUCGUCUCGCCGCUGUCCCCGAUCACCCAGCACGCCAGUUGGAAUCCGGCUUCGUUGUCGUCGCCUUCGCUGUCGGCUUCUUCGCCGUCGUCGUCAUCGUCGCCUGCGACAACGACCACGCAAGAAGACGGCGACAGUGAACAAACGACGCCCUCUUCCGGACACGCCGACGGUCAUCCGCCAGAGGAGGUCGUCGCAAUGGGCACUCCUGGCGGCGGCCCGGCGGGUCUGGAUCUGGACGAGCUGCUGGGCGCCCUGCGCUCGCCGGCCUCGGGCUCGGCCUCCGAGCUGCUGCUCGACGACACCGCGCCCUGGCUCCAGAACGCCGAAGGCCGCUGGGUAUGA
Acanthamoeba castellanii str. Neff is the source of this 1125-nucleotide messenger RNA. RefSeq lists its product as uncharacterized. Bases 1 to 1125 code for a protein of 374 amino acids. Lineage: Eukaryota; Discosea; Longamoebia; Acanthamoebidae. The transcript is spliced from 5 exons. The record is from RefSeq and is a predicted model, not a curated record.